Messenger RNA from Dacryopinax primogenitus, 975 nucleotides. RefSeq names its product rab geranylgeranyltransferase. The transcript has 5 exons. The coding region runs from base 1 to 975 and encodes 324 amino acids. The record is from RefSeq and is a predicted model, not a curated record. Gene Ontology annotation, molecular function: Rab geranylgeranyltransferase activity. NCBI's taxonomy places the organism in Eukaryota, Fungi, Basidiomycota, Dacrymycetes, Dacrymycetales, Dacrymycetaceae. Gene Ontology annotation, cellular component: Rab-protein geranylgeranyltransferase complex. Gene Ontology annotation, biological process: protein geranylgeranylation.
AUGGAUGCCCUUCUUAUCGACAAACAUGUCAAGUACAUACAGUCUCUCGGCGAGAACACGGACGAUCUCAUGUACCACCUGACCGCACAUCUGCGCCUCAACGCCAUCUACUGGGGCUUAACAGCAUUGUUUAUUAUGGGGCAUCCGGAGGCGUUGGUCAAGGAAGACGUGAUUGCGUUUGUCAUGAGUUGUUGGGAUGAUGAUGAAGGUGCAUUUGGCGCGCAUCCCGGACAUGAUGCGCAUGUGCUGCCCACAUUGUCAUCAAUACAGAUUUUGGUGAUGUACGAUGAAGUAGAACGAGCUGAUAAGGAACGUCUAGUGUCUUAUCUCGCCGCCCGACAAAAUCCUUCUGGCUCCUUUUCCGGAGAUCGAUGGGGCGAGACCGAUACACGAUUCUCCUACAUUACUCUCCAGGCGCUCGAACUCCUUGGAAGGUUGGAUGCGAUCGACAAGGAAAAGGCUGUUGCCCAUAUUCGCCGGUGCAAGAACUACGAUGGGGGAUUUGGGGCCACCGAGGGCGCAGAGAGUCAUUCGGGACAGGUCUUUGUCUGCACGGCUGCGUUGACCAUCCUGGACCGGUUAGACGAGAUCGAUCAGCCGAACCUGGCCUGGUGGCUAGCUGAACGUCAACUGCCCAACGGGGGUCUCAACGGCCGCCCAGAAAAGCUGGAAGAUGUGUGCUACUCGUUCUGGGUACUCUCAGCUCUCUCCAUCCUUCACAAGCUUAAGUGGAUCGACUCGGAUGCGUUGAUCAGGUUUAUUCUCUCGGCGCAGGACCCGGAUGGGGGUGGUAUCGCAGACAGGCCCGGGGAUAUGGUGGAUGUUUUCCACACGGUGUUUGGCCUAUGUGGUCUAUCGUUGCUUGGACAUCCGGAUGUGAGAGAGAUCAACCCUAUCUACUGUUUGCCUGCGGAGAUCGCGAAGAAGAGAGGGUUGCACAUGAACUAUCAGGUGUUGGGUAAGGACGAGGCGUAG